CAUGUCUCGAUAGCCUGCUGGGAUAUGGCGAGUGCCGUGUGACAUCUGUACAGAUAGCCAUGUUGGUGCGAGGACAGUCGUCCUUACGGCAAUGCGAGCGGAGCUCCGUGUUCCUGACGCCAUGCGCCGGUCACGUGCUCGGUCUCCGUCUCCACUUUUCGUCAUCAUGACCAAUCAGGUCGGAUUGUCACGAAUAUCGACCGAUAUCGUCGUCGAAAGGCGUGUCCACGAAUCCAAUUGUAGUAUCCACGAAUCAAGAUGUAGGCGCUUAAAGGGCAUAUAAGGGCAGACUUUGCCAUUCAGUACGGCACUACCUAUCUUCAAACUCCUCAACAUCAUGUCGAGAUCCUUGGACGAUCGGAUUGUUAUCAUCGGAGCUGGAGUGUUUGGCCUUUCGACGGCAGUAUCCCUCAGCGAACAAGGAUACAAGGACAUCACUGUGCUCGACCGUCAUGUUCCACCAGUCCCAGAUGGCUCCAGCGUUGAUAUUUCCCGGAUUAUUCGAUUUGACUACGGAGAUCCAGCAUAUACUUUGAUUGCGAAAGAAGCCUUUGACUCAUGGGCCACCUCCACAUAUACAUCGAACGGGAUCUUCCAAAAAACUCCCCUCGUUAUGGCCGCAAAUACAAAGAACCUACGCGCACGAUCGUGGAUAGAUCGGUGCAUAACCCAGCUUGCAGACAAGAACCUUCCAUACGAACGCUUAGAUUCGGCCUCAAGCACGAAGGACUUGUUCCCAAUGCUCUCUGGACCCCUGAUUCAACCAGACUUGUUUGGCUACUGCAAUCGCUCCGCUGGCUGGGCUGAUGCGGCAAAAGGAGUCUUACACUUUCGCAAUCUUUGCAUCGAGAAAGGAAUUUCGUUUGUCAGUGGUGCCCACGGAACUGUCACUGGCUUUGACACAGACGCCCAAGGCGAAAUUGUGGCUGCACGAACAGCUAGCGGCCGUAAGGUCGAGGCUGAGCACUUUGUUCUUGCAGCUGGCGCAUGGUCGAAUAAGCUUGUCCCAAUGUAUAACUCCACGCUUGCUACCGGGCAAGUGUUAGGCUAUAUCAAGUUGACGCCCGAGGAGAUGGUGCGUCUGAAAGACAUGCCGAUAUAUAUCAACACAGAAACUGGCUGGUUUGUGUUCCCACCACACGAAGACACUGCUCUCUUGAAAUGCGCAGUACAUGGCUGGGGCUACACAAGGAGCGAGACUCAGGAGCCAUCAUCACCAAUCGCUGCGCCACGCAGUGAACGAGUCAACUUUGCGCCUGCUGAUGGCGUGCGGAGAUUGAGGGAUGGCUUGCGGGAAGUGUUCCCUGAAAUUGCCGAACGCGGUUUUGAUAGGACUGCGGUGUGUUGGUACAAUGAUACUCCAACAGGCGACUUCAUCAUGGACUACCACCCGGAUCAUCCAAACUUGUUCGUAGCGACCGGCGGUAGCGGACAUGCUUUUAAAUUCUUGCCAGUCCUAGGCAAGUACACAGCUAUGGCGUUUACUCGCUCCCUGCCAGCAGAAUUGGCGCAGAAGUGGAAGUUCAGAACAGAGUACAAAUCGCAGAAGGACGUGUUUGCAGGAGAUGGAAGUCGAGGAGGACCUGAACGACGGGAGUUCACGAAGGAGGAAAAGGCAAGAUUGUAACACGAAGCGAAUGUUAUGAUAGUACUGUACUGUGAGACAUA
This is a messenger RNA of Boeremia exigua, 1668 nucleotides long. Its product is annotated as FAD dependent oxidoreductase. The coding region runs from base 338 to 1627 and encodes 429 amino acids. The record is from RefSeq and is a predicted model, not a curated record. NCBI's taxonomy places the organism in Eukaryota, Fungi, Ascomycota, Dothideomycetes, Pleosporales, Didymellaceae. Gene Ontology annotation, molecular function: L-pipecolate oxidase activity; flavin adenine dinucleotide binding; sarcosine oxidase activity. The transcript has 3 exons.